UCAUUUUAAAGCUCUACUCUAGAACGGGUCCGCUUGUCACCACCACGGCGAUUACGUCACUUCCGCCCAGGGUUGCUAUUAUGCUCAGACCCUGGAAACUGCCCAAGGAACCUCCUGUCUCGUAGAGUGCCCUCACGUUUGCGAUAAAAGAGUAAAGCAUUUAGAAAAAAAAAUAAUCCUAAAAUGGCCUGCAAAUGGAUAACACAGGAAACCUUUGAUGCUGUUGUUCAAGAAAAUAUUGCCGAGUUUGAUAUGGAACCUGAAGAAGCUUUAAAUGAUGCCAUUCAACAGUUUGAGUCGCAAGGAGUUGACUUGACAAACAUAAUCAAGGCUGUGGGGAAACACAGUGAAGAAGGUGAGGCUGCUCCAAGCCAUGAUAUCCUGCGGACUUUGGAGUCCUUGAGGAAGGCCGUGGAGACGUCUUCUGUAAGCAGUGUCUCUGAGCUUCUCGUAAAGUUUGGGGAUCAGUGUAAGCAGGGCAUGGCACAUCGGUAUCUUGCCGGACAGAAGUUUGCCUACCCUGUGGUAUUGGAAGCCUGGAAACUAUGUGAGCGUGACAGAGAAACUCUUUUGAAUGCCCUUUAUGCUAUGUCUUCUCUCACUGAUGGGCAGCCUGACUUGCUGGAGGGUGUGGGACAAGAACUGUUAACUCAUGCUUUUCAGAAUUACUCAAAAGAUGCUGAAGUGAUUUUACUUGCCAUCCGUCUUACUCGCCACGUAUGCUUAAAGCAUGAACAGAAUCGUCAAGCCUUUGUUAAGGCAGGAAUCUUGCGCUAUCUUACUCAAGCCAUAUCUAACCAUGGUACAGAUCCAGAUGUAGUACGGGAGGCCUGCUCUGCCUUGAGGAUCAUGACCUUUGAUGAUGACAUCAGAGUUCCUUUUGGACAUGCUCAUGACCAUGCCAAGAUGAUUGUAAUGGAGAAUGCUGGCUUAAAACUGUUGAUAGAGGCUGCAAAAGGAUUCACAGAUAACAGUGUAGUCUUAAGUGAAUUGUGUUCUACUAUUGGUCGACUGUGUGUACGUAAUGAGUUCUGCCAAGAUGUUGUGGACCUGGGUGGGCUGAACUUUAUGCUGGCCCUGCUAGCUGAUUGCAUCGAUCAUCAGGAGCUUGUAAAACAGGUACUUAGCGCCAUUAAAGCUACUGCGGGGAAUGAUGACGUGAAGGAUGCCAUUGUGAACUCAGGGGGGACGGAUCUGAUUAUCCUUGCAAUGACACGACACUUCUCCAAUGCCCAGAUCUGUGAUCAGGCCUGUGCUGCCCUUGCUAUGUUAGCCCUGCGUAAACCAGAGAACUGUAAAGUCAUUAUGGAAGGAGGCGGGGCCCUGGCUGCUCUUCAAGCAAUGAAAAUUCAUCCUAAGAAUUGUAUUGUAAAGAAACAAGCCUGCAUGGUGAUCCGGAACCUUGUGUCACGCACUUGUGAUUUCUCACAACCCAUCCUGGAAAUGGGAGCGGAGUCAUUAAUUCUUCAAGCCCGCUGCACUCACAAGGAUUGUGAAGAUGUUGCCAAAGCGGCUUUAAGAGACCUUGGCUGUAGAGUAGAACUACGAGAGCUAUGGACUGGUCAGAAAGGCAGCUUGGUCCAAUAACCUCAAUAUACCAUACAAGUCCUUGUACAAUGUCCAUACAAGAAAAAAAUGAGUGGCAACAUCAGGAGCAAGUGUGAUACUGUCUCAGUAUCUCGUCUAUAUAGAGCAAGUGAUUUACAAUUCCUAUUUAUUUAUUUUUUUAUUGCAUUAUAUAUCUACAUUUAUUGCACUGUUUGGGUUCUUGCUUUAUUCUUCUCUUGGUUCAAUUAAUGUUGUCACACAAUUGCCCCAUCUUCUUUUCUGCAUUUGCUUGUUGCUGCAUAAAUAAUGCAGGAGCCCAGGUAAAUGUCGACUGAAUAUGAAGCCCAGAGACGUCAGCCACGGCAGUCUUCAGACAAGAGACAAGCGUAUUCCCGAAAUUCCUGUUAGUGCUAUAGGAACGUUGAUUAAAGGGAAUGUGUCAUCAGAAAACAACCUAUUGUUUGAAUCAAGUUUUUACGUUAAAUAUAUUUUAUUUUUAAAGUUUUCAUUACUUUUU
This is a messenger RNA of Hyla sarda, 2065 nucleotides long. RefSeq names its product armadillo repeat containing 6 (gene ARMC6). Gene Ontology annotation, biological process: hematopoietic progenitor cell differentiation. The record is from RefSeq and is a predicted model, not a curated record. NCBI's taxonomy places the organism in Eukaryota, Metazoa, Chordata, Amphibia, Anura, Hylidae. The transcript has 8 exons. Bases 184 to 1587 code for a protein of 467 amino acids. Gene Ontology annotation, molecular function: protein binding.